Molecule: messenger RNA, 4209 nt
Organism: Lates calcarifer (barramundi perch)
Lineage: Eukaryota; Metazoa; Chordata; Actinopteri; Centropomidae
Gene: dachb
Product: dachshund b
Source: RefSeq, a predicted model, not a curated record
UCCGCUUUCCACGCACGGAUAACAACACUGAGAGCCUACUCUGGAUAGAAAAGAGGAGAGAGUGGAGGAAGAGAGGAGGAAAAAAGAAGAGCGAGAGAAGAGGAGGAAAAAGUGAGAGGAGGGGAAACACGGAGAAAAGACGCACAAGUGUUUUCCCAACUGGAAAGAGAGAGAAGAAAGUGUGUGAGUGUGUGUGAGAGGAAGAGACAGGAGGAGAGAGUGUGUGUGCGCCUUCACCACUCUCCACUUCUUCCACCACCACCACCUCCAUGUCACUCCCCGGCUCACCUCCGCUCCUCACGCCGGGUUCGGGCACCCCAACACCGGUCGCGCUCUACCGCUCGGCCCCGGACGCGCUCCACGCCACCUCCGUCGCCUCCACCGGCACCUCCAGCCCGCACACCAACUCCAACUCCCACUCUCACUCCCACUCCCUGUCCCCGUCCCCGCGGCUCACCAGCAGCAUGCUCAGCGCUUUCCUGCCCGGACCCGGGGGCGCGUUGGUCGGCUUGGGCAACGGCGGCGCCGCCCCGCUCGUGUCCGGAGGCGGUGCUGCUGCCCUCGGUCCCCUCGGCGGGCUCGGCUCGCUGAGCACGGCCGGCCUGACCCCCGGCUCCCCGGGCUUGGCGCAGACCUCGUCCAGCCCGGGUCUGUGCAGCGAGUGCAAGCUGGUGGAGGUGCACGGCGUGAAGGUGGCCAGCUUCAACGUGGACGGCCAGGAGCUCAUCUGCCUGCCGCAGGUGUUCGACCUCUUCCUGAAGCACCUGGUGGGCGGGCUGCACACCGUCUACACCAAGCUGAAGAGACUGGACAUCACGCCGGUCGUGUGCACCGUGGAGCAGGUGCGCGUCCUGCGGGGGCUCGGCGCCAUCCAGCCCGGCGUGAACCGCUGCAAGCUCAUCUCCAGGAAGGACUUCGAGACGCUGUACCAGGACUGCACCAGCGCCAGCUCUCGCCCGGGCCGUCCUCCGAAGCGUUGUUCUGGUGCAGGGAUCCAGGAAAGCCCCAGGCUGCUGCACCCGGGCCUCCCCGGCCUGCUGUCCCCCAACCUGCUGUCACACACCGGUCUGACAGCGGCGGCCAUGGCCGAGCUCCAGAAGCUUCAAAAGAUGAAGAUGAUGAUGAGUCUCCAGAACGGCAACGAGUCGGACAACGACGACUUACACUCCAACACAGGAGGGAGUGAGUGUUCUUGGGAUAAGGAGCGUCUUACCAGCCCCCCUGCUGGAGCCCACAGCGGAGGACCGGGAGGAGGAGGAGGGGGAGGAGGGGGAGGCGGAGGAGCACCAGCAGGAGGUGCAGGAGGAGGAGGAGGAGGAGGAGGAGGAGCAGCAGCAGCAGGUGGAGGUAGCGGGAGGGGGCCGACCAUAGGAGCGGUCAGUCAACAGCAACUCCAACAGCAGCAGCAGCUACUGGCCAACAGGUUGGACCUGCCCUUCAUGAUGAUGCCCCACCCCCUGCUCCCCAUGGGGCUGCCACCUGCGUCAGUCGCCAUGGCGAUGUCGCAGAUGAACCACCUCAGCACCAUCGCCAACAUGGCCGCCGCAGCCCAGCAGAUACACACUCACGUACACCGCGCGCCCGUCAUCAAGGAGAGAGUGUGUGACAGUCCCUCCCUCUCUCCGUCUGUCGAUGAGACCAACACUCCUCUGCAGUCGCAGCCCAGCAGCUCGGCCUCCAGCUCGCCCGAAAGACUGGGAUUAGUGUCAGUUGAUGCAGAUGUUGCGCUGACCAACCCUGCUGCACCCAUCAAGAAAAUAACAAAGGACAAAGAAGAGUCUUCGCUGGGACAGGCCCUGCCCCCCGGCUUCCCUGCUCCGUUCCUAUUCGCUGAUGGUCUGUCGUCAGUGGAGACCCUGCUCACCAACAUACAGGGCCUGUUGAAGGUGGCGGUGGAGAACGCCCGGGCGCAGGACAAACAGAUCCAGGCGGAGAAGAGGGAGCUGAAGAUGGAGCUCUACAGAGAAAGGGAGAUGAGGGAGAGUCUGGAACGACAGCUCACCUCCGAACUGCAGAGCAGAGCCUCCAUCCAGAAGCGCCUGAAGAAGGAGAAGAAGGCGAAGAGGAAGCUGCAGGAGGCGCUGGAGUUCGAGUCGAAGAGGAGGGAGAGAGUGGAGGACGCUCUGAAACACUCGUCCUCGUCCUCCCCCUCUCCUGAGCCGCUGCACGCCGCCAACAACAACACCAAGAACGACGCUGCUGUAGCCGAGGAUAAACCUGAACUUAAUGGAAACCAGCAAGACAACGGCGCUGUACAAGAAUCCCGGCCGUUUCUGAAGACCCCCAUGAUGUUUUAGAGCGACGGACUCCGCCUCCAGAAACCCCGCCCUGCCCCUCCCCCUCUCACCUGCCCCCUUCAAACCCCCUCCUGCACAGAAGAACUCCACCAGCCCGUUUCCACAGCAACCACGGCUUCCGCGGCAGCCUGGAUCACCACGGCAACGACCUCCCCAGGCGGGAUUCUAUCUUUGCUACAAUGCGACGUUUUUGACGUUGCUAAGAAACAAUGAGACUACUAAGAGACACGCCCCUUAUCUGGACUUAUUUUGGGGUCGUCUCUCUACCUUUUUCCUUCUCUUUCUUCUUUUUAGACAAACUUCACUCCAUUCAUUCCUCUUUUUCUCUCCCUGCACGGGGACUUCUCUCAUCCCUUGUUUGAAUUUUUGAAAACUGAAAAGUAAAAAAAAACAUUCCCGUGGAAAAAGGCAAAGACAAACAGUAACCACAAAGCAAACGGACUGGACUGAUCAACGCACUCUCAGAUUUGGACGAACAUCAUCCACAAAUCAACUUGGUCGGACACUGUAUUGGAAAGUAAACACCUGAGAUCAAUUUGAUUGGACGAUUGCGACUUUUUAAAAGGUCCAUGAUGUGAUUUGCGGGACCAAACAAGUCUGUUUCUGAUUGGUGCUGACGAGACAAGAAGGCUUCACGAAAAGACUUAACAUUGUUUUUUCUGUUUCUUAAAAAAACAACAACAAAAGUUUCAAACCCCCCCUUUGGAUUUCAGCCAUUCCCACUGGCUGGCUGUCAACACCCUCUGAUUGGACGGUAAUCAGCUAAUCGGAGGCGCUCAGGACGAAGGCGCACGAGGGGUUUAAAAAGAAAAAAAUUGUGUAAAAAAUAUUUGGAAGGAAAAAACAGAGGAAAACAACUUGGGAGGCUAUUUCUGUCUCUCAUGUGUCAUUCAUUUUUGUUUUCCGUACAGGGACUGAAAAGAAUGCAUGGGAAAACUUUUCUUAUGUUGUCAUUUGGCUUAUUUUAUCCUCCGUACACUCCUUACUUCCAACUCUCGUGAUCAUUUCCCCCCCUCUUAUUCCUCACCCUCUUUUCUGUCUCUUUUCUAUGAAUCUCCCUCUCCUUUUUCUUGCUUCUUCUACAUAUUUUUCCCUUUAUUCUCUCUCUCUCUCUCUCUUUAAGGAGGCAUUACUCUGAAAAUGUUGGAUGCAGCUUUUCAAUGUAUGAAGUAUUUUCUAUCACCCUUAACUUGUGAAAUCAGUUUCUCAAAUGAUGCAAAAGUUCAAAAAAACAAACCCUUUUUUAUUACAAUGGAGUGAUUUUUAGACACAAUAUUAUAUCCUAAAGGUACGUUGAAUUCUCUUCCUCAACAUUCAACCUUUCACCUUUUGACCCCUGUUCCCCCGUAACCAGGACGUAGUUGUCGAGUUUCUGGUGUAUGUCAAAUUAAAGGUAAGGAGCACUUAAUUUGUUUGAACUGAGGUUUUUUGUUUUUUUUUUAAACUACCCCAAUGAAAGACUUUUCGGGACUUUUCCAUAAUUAAAUUUUGUUUCUUUUUGGCUGGAUUCAAGAACAUAUCCCUGAUCAUCAGUCUUGAAGGUGAAGAAAAGAAGCGCUCCUCAGCUACAAAAUGAAAACACCAGAAACUUUUUAUUUCCCAGAUUUUCUGACCUACUAAGAGUGCAGACUGUUGUGUUGCAGUUUUGUUUUUUUCACUGUGUGUUUUUUGUUUGUUUAUUUGUUGAUUACUAUUUGAAAUGUGUACGGGAGGAAAGAGGGAGGGUGGGGCCAGGGUGGGUGGGGAGGGGUUUGGGGUUAAAGGGAUAUUCCGUGUAGAUAGAAACAACAUUCGGCGUUUUCUUGUUUUUGUUUUUUUUGUUUUCUCCUGAUGAUCUCUAAAGUCUGUCACUGUUCUCUGGGUUUGAGCUGACUGCAAAUAUACAGUAUUAUAAUGACUGGUGUCUCGUGGU